AUGAAUCUCUAUGAGAUUGUAAUGCUACCUCAACUCAAGGUUCUAGCUCUUGGGCAAUAUGUCUUUACUGAUGAGCGACAAACAGACUGGAUUGCAACUAUCGGAGAAAGAAACGCAAGUGGUGGUCUAGAGGAGCUCUAUCUGGAUGAAUGUCCUAUCUUAUUCAAAGCCCAUCAACACAGCCCCCUGACCAGUGAUGGAUACCUUGAUCCGCGAGCUACCUUGAAGGGUAAUUAUGCUACUUCUGUUACCAAAGAAUAUAACAUCAGAUGGCACAAUGUCCUUGAAACCUGGAGAGGACGUAUGGAAGGCCCCAAGAAGUUCAUCAUGGGCCAUGGCGAUUGGUCGUCUCAAUGGCCGAGUACCAAAACAUUGAUAGAAUACGAAGGUUUUGUCAAUCUCAACAGCGAUGAGCUGAGUCCAAUGUUUAGUGAAAAUGUUCACAGAAACUUUUGCAAACCUGCAGGCGUGGAGACAGCACGAAUGCAGUAUCUUAAGUAUAAUGCCGGCAUGUGUAGGCCAUGGGAUAAUCCAUAUCCGACCUGGGGAAGAAGUCGACCAGACGAUGGUUGGGCACCAGAGAAGGAGACUGUCCAAAUGGAUGAUGCGGCGUACGAGCUACUCAUGGCAACUAGUCGGGACAGGAUUUUAGGGGACGAGAAAUAA
Messenger RNA from Fusarium proliferatum ET1, 666 nucleotides. RefSeq lists its product as uncharacterized. The record is from RefSeq and is a predicted model, not a curated record. The transcript is spliced from 2 exons. Lineage: Eukaryota; Fungi; Ascomycota; Sordariomycetes; Hypocreales; Nectriaceae. Bases 1 to 666 code for a protein of 221 amino acids.